AUGACCAAAGUUGGCAUGGGUGCUGAAGCUUCUCAUGAUCACAUUCUGACGUCUGAGUAUGCAUCUCUACUUGCAUUGGAGUUCGGCCGCAACCCUGUUGUAAAUGACGAAGCUGCCUUCGAUAUCUAUCCUCCUCCUCCUCAUCCAAAUCCCUCCACCCUUCCACCACGACCGCCUGUAGUGACAAUCAUGGGUCAUGUCGAUCAUGGCAAGACCACCUUGCUAGAUAAACUUCGAUCUACCUCCGUUGCGAAAGGAGAAGCAGGCGGUAUCACGCAACACAUAGGUGCUUUCUCCGUGCCCGUGCCAGCCAGUGAAGCUAGCGGGGACGUCCGCACAAUCACCUUCUUGGAUACUCCAGGACAUGCUGCUUUCUCUGCGAUGCGUGCACGCGGCGCGGGAGUGACGGACAAAGUUGUCCUCGUUGUAGCGGCGGACGACGGAAUCAUGCCGCAGACAAAGGAAGUUAUCGAUCUCAUCCAAAAGGAGAAUGUUCAGGUCGUCGUUGCCAUCAACAAAGUGGACAAGCCUGGAGUGAAUGUUGAAAAAGUCGAACAAGCGCUCCUGGCAGCGGGUGUACAGUUGGAAACAUUUGGUGGUGAUGUGCCGUCUGUGCGGGUCUCGGGUCUGACCGGUCAAGGCCUAGACCAGCUUGUAGAGACCAUUUCCGUUCUUGCGGAGAUGCAGGACUUGCGCGCCGAGCGAGAUGGAAAGGUGCAGGGCUACGUCCUCGAGUCCAAGGUUCAGAAAGGUCUUGGACCUGUUGCCACAGUUCUUGUCCUUCGUGGAUGCCUGAAGCCUUCAGAUCAUAUCAUCGCCGGCCUGAGCCAUGCGAAGGUACGGGUGCUCAGCGAUUCCAAUAGCCAGGCGGUGAAGGCCGCUUAUCCUGGGAUGGCAGUUACCGUAUCAGGCUGGAAAGAGCUGCCCAAUGCCGGCGACGAGGUUCUGCAAGGAACGGAAUCAGAGGUGAAGAAGGCGCUCGCUAACCGGAUUCGCACGAAGGAGAUCGAGGCCACUUUAGGUGACAUGGAGGCCAUCAAUGAGCAACGGCGCUUAGAGCGAGAGGAGAAGGAGAAGGAGGCGGAAGGCGGCGAAAAGGCAGAAGAGCCGGCUGCACAGCCGCAAGAGAGUGGGCCGAAGGAACUGAAGCUCGUCAUCAAGGGCGAUGUGAGCGGAAGCGUAGAAGCGGUCGCCGGCGCGUUAGAAGGGAUAGGCAAUCACAUCGCUCGAGUCAAGGUCAUUGCGACUGGCGUCGGCGACGUUACUGAGUCGGACGUCAUGCGGGCCAAAGCUGCAGAAGGUACUGUUGUUGCCUUUUCCGUCAACACGCCCCGUCAUGUUCAGUCUAUUGCGACCUCCCAAAGUGUCCCCUUGAUGUCGUCGACGGUAAUCUAUCGUCUGAUGGACGAUGUCAAGGAACGCGUUAUUGCGCUGCUGCCGCCAAUCGUCGAACAGCGGGUGCUCGGCGAGGCCAACGUCUUGCAGCUCUUUGAGAUCCAUCUCAAGGGCAAGAAGACCAUGAAGAUCGCAGGUUGCCGCGUAUCAAAUGGUGUAGUAAACAAGACUAAACUCGCGCGUGUCGUAAGGAACGGUGAGGUGGUCCACGAAGGACGCCUGGAGACCCUCAAACACCGUAAAGACGACAUCACGGAGGCUGCCAAGGGCACCGAGUGCGGCAUAGGUUUUGAAAAGUACGACGAUCUCCGCGAGGGAGACGUGAUACAGAUCUACCAGGAAGUAGAAAAGCCGGGUAAUUUAUGA
This is a messenger RNA of Laetiporus sulphureus 93-53, 1761 nucleotides long. RefSeq names its product initiation factor 2. The record is from RefSeq and is a predicted model, not a curated record. The coding region runs from base 1 to 1761 and encodes 586 amino acids. Lineage: Eukaryota; Fungi; Basidiomycota; Agaricomycetes; Polyporales; Laetiporaceae. Gene Ontology annotation, molecular function: GTPase activity; GTP binding; translation initiation factor activity. Gene Ontology annotation, biological process: translational initiation. The transcript is spliced from 7 exons.